AUGCCGGCCGGGCUUAUGAUUCCGGCACGAAAUAUGCCAUCGAUGAUUGGUAGCAAUGGGAAUAUUAGCGGCUUUGGAUCAUCUUCAGGACUCACUCUUGGUCAGCCAAACUUGAUGGAAGCUGGCCAUCUGCACCCGCUGGACAUGGCCCCAAACACAUCCGAGAGCGACAUUGCCCGAAUCCGAGAGGAUGACUUCGACAGCGCUACCAAAUCCGGCAGCGACAACCCGGAGGGCGGUUCCGGUGACGACCAAGAUCCUCGCCCGAAAAAGAAGCGUUACCACCGCCACACUCAGCAUCAGAUCCAAGAAAUGGAAGCUUUCUUCAAGGAGUGUCCCCACCCAGAUGACAAGCAGAGGAAGGAACUGAGCCGGGAAUUAGGUUUGGAACCAUUACAAGUGAAAUUUUGGUUUCAAAAUAAGCGCACCCAAAUGAAGACUCAGCACGAGCGUCAUGAGAACACACAACUUCGUAACGAAAACGAAAAGCUUCGUGCCGAUAACAUGAGGUACAGAGAAGCCCUAGGCAGUGCCUCUUGCCCCAAUUGCGGUGGCCCGACAGCUAUCGGAGAGAUGUCAUUUGACGAACACCAUCUGAGACUCGAAAAUGCUCGAUUACGAGAAGAGAUUGACCGUAUAUCAGCAAUAGCUGCGAAGUAUGUAGGCAAACCAGUUGGGAAUUACCCUCUUCUGUCUUCACCUGUUCCUUCUCGCAGUCCACUUGAUCUUGGGGUUGGGAGCUUCGGGGGUCAGCCGGGCAUGGCAGGAGAGAUGUAUGGAGGUGGAGACCUUCUGAGAUCUAUCAGUGGACCUAAUGAGGCAGACAAACCACUGAUAAUCGAGAUUGCAGUGGCAGCCAUGGAAGAGCUAAUCAGAAUGGCUCAAAUGGGUGAACCCUUGUGGAUGACCAGCCUUGAUGGCAACACCACCGUGUUCAAUGAAGAUGAGUACAUCAGAACAUUCCCUCGUGUUGCUCCAAAACCAAGCAAUCAUUUCAAAUGCGAAGCUUCGCGCGAGAGCGCUGUUGUUAUCAUGAACCACAUCAACCUUGUUGAGAUUCUCAUGGAUGUGAAUCAGUGGUCGACUGUGUUUUCUGGGAUUGUGUCGAGAGCUAUGACUCUGGAAGUCCUGUCAACUGGAGUGGCUGGAAAUUACAAUGGAGCCUUGCAAGUGAUGACGGCAGAAUUUCAAGUACCCUCACCACUUGUUCCAACUCGUGAGAGUUAUUAUGUGAGGUACUGCAAACAGCAUGUUGAUGGCACUUGGGCUGUGGUAGAUGUCUCCUUGGACACUCUGCGCCCUAAUCCUGCACCAAGGUCAUGCCAAAGAAGGCCCUCUGGAUGUCUCAUCCAAGAAAUGCCAAAUGGAUACUCAAAGGUUACAUGGGUUGAGCAUGUCGAUGUGGAUGAACGUGGUGUUCACAAUCUGUACAAGCAGCUGGUUAACUCCGGCAACGCAUUUGGGGCAAAACGAUGGGUUGCUACCUUGGACCGUCAAUGUGAACGUCUUGCCAGUGCCCUGGCAUCAAACAUCCCUACUGGUGAUGUUGGUGUGAUUACAAAUCAAGAAGGCAGAAAAAGCAUGUUAAAAUUGGCUGAAAGGAUGGUCAUAAGCUUCUGUGCUGGAGUAAGCGCAUCAACCACUCACACAUGGACAACGCUGUCUGGGACCGGGGCUGAUGAUGUUCGGGUGAUGACCCGAAAGAGUGUGGAUGACCCUGGCAGGCCUCCCGGUAUUGUGCUCAGCGCCGCCACAUCUUUCUGGCUUCCAGUUCCUCCCAAAAGGGUAUUUGAAUUCCUCCGUGAUGAGAACUCUCGUAAUGAGUGGGACAUUCUUUCCAAUGGUGGAAUUGUUCAAGAAAUGGCACACAUUGCUAAUGGUCGCGACACUGGAAACUGCGUCUCUCUACUGCGAGUAAAUAGUGCGAAUUCAAGCCAGAGCAACAUGCUGAUACUGCAAGAGAGCUGCACAGACCAAACAGCUUCUUUUGUGAUUUAUGCUCCAGUGGACAUUGUUGCCAUGAAUGUGGUACUAAAUGGGAGUGACCCUGACUAUGUUGCUCUUCUUCCUUCUGGCUUUGCCAUCCUUCCAGAUGGAGGAGGCAUGGGAGAUUCUGGCUCUGGUGGUUCCCUUCUUACUGUUGCCUUUCAGAUUCUGGUUGAUUCUGUCCCCACCGCCAAGCUCUCUCUCGGAUCGGUGGCAACAGUUAACAAUCUGAUUGCUUGCACUGUGGAGAGGAUCAAAGCUGCAUUGUCUUGCGACACUGCAUGA
Molecule: messenger RNA, 2271 nt
Organism: Prunus armeniaca (apricot)
Lineage: Eukaryota; Viridiplantae; Streptophyta; Magnoliopsida; Rosales; Rosaceae
Source: the annotation of a GenBank genome assembly